AUGUCUUUCAACAACGAAACCGAGCGACAACUGCCCGACCUUCGUUGGAUGAAGGCCAAGAAGGGCGAAGAAGUCCCAUGGGACCCGACCUCGGACCGGCCGUUCCACCCAAAGAUGCACUUCUCGGCGGGGGUCGUGAGCCACCCGACAGCCUGGCCACGCCAGUCAGAGGAUGGCGGCGACGCCAGCAGCAAGCACAGGUGGACCGGGGUGCUUCCCAUGCCCAGGCCCGCCGCCCGCGGCACCAUCCUGGAGAAGUACGCCGCCUGGAGAUACUACGCCGAGAACCCGGCCGAGGUCCCGUCGGCGCUCGAGGGAAGAGGGCGCGCCGCCGUACGAGGCGGCGCCCACAGCAAGCGGAGCCGCCCGCUUGACUACGUCGAGAGGGCGUUGGCGGCGCUGAACCGAGAGCUGGCGACUUGCUGCGUGUGCCAAAAGUCAAAAAUGACUUGCGCCCACCACGAUCUGAGCGACCUGGAGCGGGCAUACCGCAACAUGAAGGGCACCCGCGAGCUGCGCGAGAUCGUCGAGAAGACCAGCCGGAACUUCAAGAACGUGUCGGGCAACAACGCCCGAUCCGCUGCCAGGCGGAGGAGAGCCGCUGCCCAGUCUGCCUCUCCGAACCUUGUUCAGGAUCCCGCUCCUGCCUCUGUUCCUCUCGCCGCUCCUUUCUCCGCUCCCGCCUCUCACCAGGUGUCUGCGCAGGCUCCCCUCCCUUCGGUCUUCCCUCCUCCCGUCUCGGCUCCUCUCCCGCCCUUCGCUCCCUUCGCUCCCGCCGCUCUUCCGGACCCUGAGCACAUCUCCCCUGGGACCUCUUUCGGGAGCCUCCCUUCGGACCCUGCGGCUCAGGGCACCCCUCCGGACUUCGAUCUGCUCUCCGGUCUUCUCCUCCCGCCGGCGCUUGCGGAAGAUUCCUAUGCGACCGCCAGCCACACGUGGUCGCAUCCGGUUUCUGCACCGGUGGGCUAUAGGGGGGCAGAUCCCACCUUUAUUCCGGAUUCCGCUCCGGGCUACUUUCCUCUCCCUCUUUUCGGCUUCGAUGCCGCCUCUUUUCCUGCCUCUUUUCCUGCCUCUGCUCCGGUCUACGAUCCCGGCUCGUUUCCUGCCUCGGCUCCCGACUUUCCUUGGGAUGCCUUGCCCGACGACCUCCAGAUCCCCAAUCUGGACUUCAACUCCGCCGUCCCUGCCCCUUCUUCAUCGGGGCCUUUCACCUUUGCACCGAUGGUGGAAGGCCCAGCAAACGGCUUUCGGGCGACGGGCGGCUUUGACAUGACGACCAGCGUUGAUAAUCUGUACAACAGUGCUCUUUCUCAACGCUGA
Messenger RNA from Pyricularia oryzae 70-15, 1320 nucleotides. RefSeq lists its product as uncharacterized. Lineage: Eukaryota; Fungi; Ascomycota; Sordariomycetes; Magnaporthales; Pyriculariaceae. The coding region runs from base 1 to 1320 and encodes 439 amino acids. The transcript has 2 exons. The record is from RefSeq and is a predicted model, not a curated record.